Babjeviella inositovora NRRL Y-12698 is the source of this 4245-nucleotide messenger RNA. RefSeq lists its product as uncharacterized. Gene Ontology annotation, cellular component: endoplasmic reticulum exit site; COPII vesicle coat. The record is from RefSeq and is a predicted model, not a curated record. Bases 1 to 4245 code for a protein of 1414 amino acids. Gene Ontology annotation, molecular function: peptidyl-tRNA hydrolase activity; structural molecule activity; protein binding. The transcript is spliced from 2 exons. Lineage: Eukaryota; Fungi; Ascomycota; Pichiomycetes; Serinales. Gene Ontology annotation, biological process: COPII-coated vesicle cargo loading; intracellular protein transport; endoplasmic reticulum to Golgi vesicle-mediated transport.
AUGGUCAAGGUCCACGAAAUCAAAAGCACGUCGACUUUUGCCUGGAGCAGCGACAAAAAGCCAUUGUUGGUCACUGGGACCGUUGCGGGCGCGGUUGAUGCCAACUUCUCCUCCGCCUCCACCCUCGAGAUCACGGACGUUCUCACCAAAACCACGCUCUUCUCCACCUCAAUUGAUGCCAAACUCCACGCCUUGGACUGGUCCGCGCCGUUUGAGUCCUACACUCGUGGGCUUAUCGCCGGUGCCUUCGAGAACGGCAUCGUCCACUUGUGGGACGCCGCGGAACUCCUUUCGUCGCAGGACCUCGCCAAGGCAAUUGUUUCCAAGUCCGAACACCACACAGGCCCCGUUAGAGCCUUGCAAUUCAAUCCCCUCCAGCCGUACGUGCUUGCCACCACGGGCUCCCGCGGCGAGAUCUUUGUCUGGGACACCAAGAAACUUUCCGCGCCAUUCCGCCCGGGCCAGGCAAUGUCGCCCAUGGAGGAUGUCACGUGCGUUGCCUGGAACAACUCGGUGCCGCAUAUCUUUGCGACAGCCGGUAGCUCUGGCUUCGCGUCCAUCUGGGAUCUCAAGGCAAAGCGUGAGGUUCUCCACUUGAGUUAUUCGGGUGCGUCUGGGCGUGCGAACCUCGCAACCGUCGCGUGGCACCCGACCCAGUCGACCAAGCUCGUUACCGCCAGCGACAACGACGGCACACCGCUCAUCCUCACGUGGGACCUCCGCAAUGCCAACGCGCCGGAGAAGAUCAUGGAGGGCCACACCAAGGGCGUGUUGUCGCUCGACUGGUGCAAGCAGGAUCCUGAGUUAUUGUUGAGCUCAGGUAAGGACAACUGCACCAGCUUGUGGAACCCGAUCGCCGGGACCAAGCUCGGAGAAUACCCAACUACCGCCAACUGGGCAUUCAAGACGCGCUUCGCUCCAGCCGCGCCCGAUUUAUUCGCCACGGCCUCCUUUGACGGCACCAUCUCUGUCCAGACCUUGCAGGACACCCUGGAGCCUGUCUCGACCAGGGUCAAGUCCACCAACGAGGACGACUUCUGGAGCCAGAUCUCUACUACCGACACCCAGCAGCCGCAGUUUGCCGUCAAGCAGGCGCCGCGCUGGUUGAAAAACUCGGUCGCCGUCAGCUUUGGUUUCGGCGGUAAGCUCGUGAUUGUGAAGAACAACAUGGACGAUAAGACGGCCAAGAUCGUGUUGGCCAAGAUUCCGUCGUCCGACGAAGUCAGGAGUGCGACGGAAAAGCUCAGCAGCGCGUUGACGUCCGGUGACUUUCAGGAGAUUAUUACCGCGCGCGUCGCUACGGGGUCCGGUGACUGGAAGCUCUUGCAGGAGGUUGCCUCCGGCGACAAACUCCAGUUAUUGAACAAGGAGCUCAAGGGAGCCCAGACGUUGGACGAGGAGGACGAUGACGACAUUCUCGAUUCCUCGUCGGUGGUGGAAGACUCCUUUUUUGAUAAGCUUGCGAGCGAGGAUGCUGCGCCUGCCGCGCGUACGGACGCGUACGCGCCGACCGGCACGUUUACUGUUGACGCGGAGUCGCCAUUGGUUCGUGCGCUUCUUGCGGGAAAGCUUGAAGACGCCAGUAACAUCUGUCUCAAGGAGGACCGUUUGGUGGAGGCGUUGAUGCUUGCAUUGAACGGUACCGAAGCCAUGAAGGCCAAGGCCAGAAAUGCGUACUUUGCCAAGCACGGUGCCCAGCCGGUAGCACGUGUGCUCUUCUCUGCCGCGCAAAAUGACGCGCAUGACUUGGUCGCGAACGCUGAGGUUGCCAACUGGCGUGAAACUGCUGCCGCCAUCAAGACCUACGCCACCAGCGAUGCCAUCUUCAACGCGCAGAUCACUCAGCUAGGCGACCGCAUUCUUGUCUCCGGUGAAACCUCAGAGACCCGCGCACACGCCAUCGCGUGCUACGUCGCUGGGGGUGCCUUGGACAAGCUUUCGCAGAUCUGGCUCGCCGAGUUGCCAGCACUCGAACACAAGAUUUUGGAGUCGGGGACGUCGACAUCUCCAUCUGAGGCUCAUUUGACCGCCUUGGGCGACUUUGUCGAGAAGGUUUCGGUCUACAGAGCCGCGUUCCGGAUCACAGGCGAGCUCGAAGGCAAGGCCACGGCUGACGCCUACCUCCAGUACGCAACGAUCCUUGCGGGGUUCGGCAAUUUCGACCUUGCUGACAAGUUCUUGCAGUUGUUGCCGGGCGACAUUGCGGGCUUGAAGCUCGAGAAGGAACGGAUCACCAAGGCGAGCAGCAAGCCAGCGGCCAAACAGCAGGCAAGAACUGGGCAUAGACAGCCACAGUUUGGGUACGCCCCGGUAACUUCUGCACCAGUCUCGCCGGUGCGUCAACAGCAGGGGCUUUAUGCGCCGGUGGGUGCGCCAGUGCCUGCGGCGAGAGUGUCGGUUCCGGUCUCAGCCUCUCCUGCGGCCAGAGUAUCAGUAGCGCCCCCUUCUGCGAGACCUAACCCGUAUGCCCCGACCGCUUUAGGCAGCAUCCAGGCCGGACCAGCUUCGUCCCCACCUGCGCCGUCGAUCGCUGGCCCUCCACCAGUGACUUCGUCGCAGAACCCAACCAAGGACAACGGUGGCUGGAACGACCUUCCAACCACUUUUAACAAGCACACGGUGCGCCGUGCCGCGCCAGCGGCUGUUGCCUCGUCGCAGCCAGUACAACAGCCGUUGACCCCGCACUCCAGGGUUUCCUCUUUCACCCAGCAAGCGCCGCUUCCGCCUCCGCGUGCUCCGACGAUCAAGAGCCCGCAGCCGGUGGAGCCAACUCCGGCCCCGCCAAAGCCUACGAACAGAUACGCACCACCUCCGCAGCUUGCUCCAACGAAGCCAGCGAGUGUGUCGGCCCCGCCAAUGCCAACGCCACCGGCCGCGAACCCGUACGCCCCGCCUACUCAGUCGGCUCCGACAUCGCGUUCUCAGCCGCAAACUCCAGGCUAUGGUCCUCCUCCAAUCCAGGCCUUUACCGCCAAGCCUAACCCAUACGCGCAACCGCAGUCGCAGGGCUCUGCCUACGCGCCAGCCCCGCCUCAGAACGGUUUCGCUCAGGCUAACGGCUUUGCUCCACCUUCGCAAAACUUCCAGUUAGCCCCACCCCCUAAAAUGACUCUGGCGCCUGUUGCUCCUCCUCCGAUUGCCUCGCCUCCUGUCUCUACCCCCCCAGUGACUGCUGCCAAGCAUGCUUCGGGCAACAGAGAACACCUUUCGGACACUGCCAGACCUGUCUUUGCCACCUUGUCUGCCAAAUUCGCAGAGGUGAAGCCGCUCAUGCCAGAGUCCCGCGCCAAGCAGGUGAACGACACUGAAAAGAGACUCAACAUCUUGUACGAUCACUUGAACAACGGCGAGUUGUCCGAUGCUGUCGUUGGGCGUCUCGGUGCCUUGGCCACUGCGCUCGAGGCGAAGAACCUUGACGGGGCCCAAGCGUUGUACGGUGAGAUUUCCACCGCGUUCAGCGCCGACUGUGGGGAUUGGGCCGUCGGUGUGAAGCGUUUGAUCGGGAUGGUUUCCGCCGUUGCUCUCCUCGCUUGGCUCGACAAAAUUCCCGAUCAAAUUCUCAUCCUCUCCAUCGGCAACCCUGGAGCCAUCUCUCGUCAUAGCAUCGGCCACUAUGUGUUGAACCAACUCCAUCUGCAGUACGGACUUUCGCAGCUAACCAAGUCGCUGGCCCUUGCACUCUCGUCGGCCACAUCAGAGAGACUUACCCUAUGCAAAAGUGAAACCUAUAUGAACGAGUCGGGAACCGCUCUCCGGAAUGCUCUUCAGCACCCGGCUGCCUUGGGUGGCAAGAACCCAUUGGUGAUUGUGUUGUACGACGACUUUGAAAUUAACAGCGGUAAGAUCAAGUUCACAAAAUCCAAGAGCAAUAAGAAAGAAUCGCACAACGGAUUGAAGGAUCUCAACAAGCGUCUUCUUGGGUACGACAAGGAGUACCAGUACUUGAAGAUCGGCGUGGGGAUCGGCCCCAAGCCUGCGAACUCCACCUCCAACACAAUGUCCAAGUGGAUCUUAUCCACAGAAAUCUCCCUCUCCGACAAGCAAAAGAUCCUCACCGAAGCACUACCGCUAAUCGUGGAGAUUAUCGAUGAUAUUAUAGAGAAAAUGGAGGAGUUUGAAAAGAAAGAGACUCGUUUGUUGAACAUCGACGAUAUCAAUCCUGAUAAGAUGCGGAGUCGGUUGGUCAAGAGGAUGCCUCGUGAAGGAACCCGUGAAAACACUCCCAGUUCGGUGUUGUAUCAAUAG